AUGCGGGUCUAUUCGCUUAUACUCCUCUGUUUCAUUACUUCUGUUUAUGGGCAAGAAAAAGCUGAAGUGGAUAUCCGAGUUUCAGGAGCAUGUUCCCCAAUCUACUUGUCAAGAAAAGGAAUCGACAUCAACAAGUACCGACCGAGCAUACGUUUCAACCCAGACAAGAUUCAAUUGAUCCCAAAAAAUCCAGUCAUUCCAGGAUGUAUCAAGAUCAAAGCAGAAGGUGUUGAGAUCACCAAGCCAACCAAAAAUCUGAUCGCUGAAGUUGAGAUGAGAAUCGGUGGCACUCCAGACCCAAACAAUCCAUCUCUUCCAUGCUCGAAAAAAAUUGACGAGAAGGUUAACCAGUGUCCAUGUGCCAAAUUAGAGGGAUCUUGCGUCUUCUGUGACUUCUGCAAACAACUCAAAGCCCAAUCAUCCAAAAUCACAGCCAGCAAAUUAAGCAGACCCGAACACAAAUUGAUCGAUGAGGAUUGCAAAUGUGGUGAUAUGCAACCAGGCCUUUACGACAUUGAAACCGAGAUGUGCACACCAGAAAUGGACGACUUCAAGGAUUACAUUCCACCAGAGAUUCAAAACAAUAUUCUUGAGAAGAGACCUAUUUCUAUGUUCAUUACUGUAUACUUGAUGGAUAUGGAACCAAGAUCUUCAAAAGAAUCCUAUCUCUCAGCAUUCGGAAAAGCUAUUCUCCAAAGAAGAAUGGCUCAAAGUACUGUGGCUUGCUUCUUGCUCGGAAUCGACGUUAAACUUGCUCUGCCGUCGUUUGACUAA
This is a messenger RNA of Caenorhabditis briggsae, 774 nucleotides long. The record is from RefSeq and is a predicted model, not a curated record. The transcript is spliced from 6 exons. Lineage: Eukaryota; Metazoa; Nematoda; Chromadorea; Rhabditida; Rhabditidae. The coding region runs from base 1 to 774 and encodes 257 amino acids.